GCAGGGCCCAGGUAUAGCCUAAAUUCUAUAUAUCGGGUUGGAUGAAAAUGAAACCGAAAUUUCAACUCUUUCUUUCUGCUUAUCAUAAAUAAAUUUCUCUCUGUGUAGAAAACUCAAUUUCUCGUCAGGCCAAAAUGGAUGCUCUGGACUCAGUUUUCGAUCCCCUUAGAGAUUUCGCCAAAGACAGCGUUAGGCUUGUUAAGCGAUGCCACAAGCCGGAUCGCAAAGAAUUCACGAAAGUUGCUACUCGUACCGCGAUCGGUUUCGUUGUGAUGGGAUUUGUAGGGUUUUUUGUCAAGUUGAUCUUUAUUCCUAUUAACAACAUCAUUGUUGGUGCUUCUUAAAUUGACUUGGGACAGAAGAAUAUGAAGAUAUAAAAGACAUGAUCUUGUGGAAGUCUUAAUCUGCAUUUUUGAUUUAUUAGUUCCUUUUGUGAAAAGGUCCCUUUCUGUUACCUAAAAUUGUACCCAUGCUUUUCUUGGGAUUGUCUUAAGUAUGAUAAACUUUGUUGGUAUUGUUAAAUAAACAGAUCUCAUCUUUUUCUUUAUGGAAUUCAAUUCCAUACUGACCUCGGCCCUCAAACGAAUUUCAUUAAAUGGGGAACUCCUUGUCCUCUUCUUCUUUCCUUCCCUACACUCACCAAAACCACCAAUCUGUAUUGAUUUGUUACAAUUGAUACGUGUAAGUAAGGUUGCUAGCAGAAAGGGAAGAUAUCAUCAAGUUACGAAUCUGUCCAACCUCCGUUCAUCAUUUGAUUGAAUAAAGAAAAGAAAAAAUUGAACUGUUCUAGGAAUAAUACAAAAGAAACAAAAUAUGCAAAUGUCUUUUUUUGAUGAUGGUGGUGUCAGGGCCACGUUGGGGGGCACCUUGAUUAGUCCACCAAGUACUUAUUACCAGCACAGGUAUUUGGCAAUUCAAUCCACCGGGGCCUUACACACAGAGAAAUCACAUGACGCGUAGUCGUGUAUUGCCUUUGUCUUGAUAUAAAUCUUAGUAUCUCAUAGUCCAUUCUAGCUUUCAUCAAUCGCUAGGCCACAACCCUUGUGUGCAAAAAACUGAACUGUGCAAAAUUAAUUGCCACUAUCUGUUCAGCAUAUUGUCAAACUUGCUUUCAGGAUACGUCUUUGGAUGUUUUUCUCCAUGGAUUGUAAAAUGCCAUUACAACUCCAUGACAGUGAAUUAUCUGGAAACACUGUCUUAAUCCCUGUCCUCCUUCAGAAUGUAUAUUAAGGUGCUUUGCUGUAUGCUUUGCAACAAGAAAACUGACUUUUUUGUGAAACUGCAGGCAUUGUGAAGGAGAA
Capsicum annuum is the source of this 1301-nucleotide messenger RNA. Its product is annotated as protein transport protein Sec61 subunit gamma-1. Gene Ontology annotation, molecular function: transmembrane protein transporter activity. The record is from RefSeq and is a predicted model, not a curated record. Gene Ontology annotation, biological process: post-translational protein targeting to membrane, translocation; protein targeting. The transcript is spliced from 3 exons. The coding region runs from base 135 to 344 and encodes 69 amino acids. Gene Ontology annotation, cellular component: Ssh1 translocon complex; membrane. NCBI's taxonomy places the organism in Eukaryota, Viridiplantae, Streptophyta, Magnoliopsida, Solanales, Solanaceae.